AUGGCUUUGCUAGACCUGUGUCGCUUAGAUGAGAAAAUUAACUUGAAGGCUAGUGAUUCUCUUGUAUCUAUCAAUAAUGAUGUACUGGGAUAUACUCAAAAUUUCAACAAUUGUGUCCAACUUGCAACCCCACCGUUUGCAAACCCAGUUGAAACUCUAGCACAGUUUAAUACGAAAGAUGAGACUGGCCGUCAAAUCAAAAUUGAGUUCGACCAUGGUACUACAACACUUGGAUUCCGAUACAAAGGAGGAGUUCUGCUUGCUGUAGACUCCAGAGCUACUGGAGGUCAAUUCAUUGGAUCACAAUCAAUGAAAAAGAUUGUCGAAAUCAAUGAUUAUUUACUAGGUACUCUGGCUGGUGGUGCAGCAGAUUGUGUAUAUUGGGAUAGAGUCCUAGCAAAACAAUGCAGACUGUAUGAGUUACGUAACCGUGAGCGCAUCUCUGUAGCAGCAGCUAGUAAACUGAUGGCCAAUAUGGUCUAUAAUUAUAAAGGCAUGGGCCUAAGCAUGGGCAUGAUGCUUGCUGGGGUUGAUAAAAGAGGUGCCCAACUCUAUUAUGUAGACAGUGAAGGAACUCGCACUCCGGGCAAAGUGUUCUCUGUAGGCUCUGGAUCUGUGUAUGCCUUUGGUGUCUUGGAUUCUGGAUACAGCUGGGACUUAGAAGAUGUUGAAGCACAAGAGCUUGGUCGUCGUGCUAUCUAUCACGCGACACACCGUGACGCCUACUCUGGAGGCAUCAUCAGAGUAUACCACAUCAGCGAAAAGGGCUGGGUCAAUGUCUCUAAUGAGGACUGCUCGGACUUGCACUACAAGUAUCAGGCGGAGAAGGGGUUGAAGGAUGAA
This is a messenger RNA of Brenthis ino (lesser marbled fritillary), 843 nucleotides long. NCBI's taxonomy places the organism in Eukaryota, Metazoa, Arthropoda, Insecta, Lepidoptera, Nymphalidae. The record is from the annotation of a GenBank genome assembly.